Molecule: messenger RNA, 885 nt
Organism: Dentiscutata erythropus
Lineage: Eukaryota; Fungi; Glomeromycota; Glomeromycetes; Diversisporales; Gigasporaceae
Source: the annotation of a GenBank genome assembly
AUGAGUCAAUCCGAAGAAGCUCAAAAAGAACCAUCUUUGAUAGAAUCUUUUAAAAGAAUCAUUUUCCAUUCUAUAUCUAAUAUACUUCUAUUUUUCGUUCCCUUGGGAUACAUAGUACAUUUUCUUAACUCGAAUGCAAUAUUGAUUUUUAUAAUGAACUUUCUAGUAAUUAUACCAUCUGCUAAAUUGGUUAAGUUUGCGAAUAGUGAACUUUCGCGCCAUUUCGGUCAGUUUCUAGGAAGCCUAUUGGGUAUAACGCUUGAUAAUUUGGUGGAAUUAAUAAUAACUAUAAUUGCGUUGGUGAAUGGUCAAAUUCGCGUUGUUCAAGCAGCAGUGCUGGGGUCUAUAUAUUCUCAUAUUUUACUUGUAUUAGGAUUGUGUUUUCUCUUUGGUGGAAUUAAGAUUCUUAGAGAUCCUAAUAAAUUGAAUAAAGAGCUUGAAUAUAAUUCGACAAUUGCACAAAUGACUUCUAGCGUGUUGACAUUAGCGUGCAUUUCUUUAGUUAUACCUGCCGCAUUUAGUCUUCUUAUCGGCGGAAAUUAUAAUUUGACCAGUGUUCCUGCCGAUAAAAUUGAUGUUAAUAUCUUGCGUAUAAGUUAUGGAACAUCAAUAGUGUUAUUAGUUAUAUAUUUACUCUUUUUAUGGUUUAAGAUAAAAACUCAUAAAAAACUAUUUGAUAAAUUACCUAAAAACGAAGGAGACAAAAAGCACAAAGAACAUAUAAACCUGAUUGCGUCAUUAGUUUUGCUAAUCGUAAUGACAGUGAUUAUUACUUUUUCAGCAAGGUUCCUCGUGGAAUCAAUCGAUGGAAUUGUUGAAUCUCAUAACAUAAGUAAAACUUUUAUUGGAUUAAUUUUACUACCCAUAGUUGGUCAUGGUGCUAAG